Penicillium verrucosum is the source of this 843-nucleotide messenger RNA. RefSeq names its product Bax inhibitor-1 family protein. Gene Ontology annotation, cellular component: membrane. The transcript has 3 exons. Lineage: Eukaryota; Fungi; Ascomycota; Eurotiomycetes; Eurotiales; Aspergillaceae. Bases 22 to 843 code for a protein of 273 amino acids. The record is from RefSeq and is a predicted model, not a curated record.
AAGAUAUCUCAACUUACCACUAUGGCUGCAAACACCAGAUAUGAGCCCGCUCCUCAGCGGGACUCCUUAGACGACCCGUCUUACUCCCAAGCCCCUCCCUCCUACCAGGCUACAGCGGCUCCAGCAGAGCCAGCGCCUCGCAGCGAGGACGACAACAUCCCAGAUGAUUUCAAGUUCGGAGGUACCGUGGCCGAGGGAACGAUUGACAUCCGUAUGCAAUUCGUUCGCAAAGUGUACUCUAUCUUAACGGCCCAACUCCUCCUCACAACGAUCCUCAGCUCAAUCUCCUUCUUCAACGACUCCUACCGCGUCUGGAUCCAGUCCAACUUCUGGUUGAUGAUAAUCUCCGUCUUCGGCGCUCUGGGCUUCAUGCUCGCAACAUUCUGGAAGCGAAAGUCCUACCCAGCAAACCUGCUCUUCUUAUCAGGCUUCACAAUCCUCGAAGCGUAUUCAAUCAGCGUGGCGACAUCUUUCUACGACGCGAGGGUAGUGGUGCAAGCGCUCGCACUGACACUUGGAAUUUUCCUCGCCUUGACCCUCUUCGCAUGCCAGACAAAGUAUGACUUCACCGACUGGAUGCCAUACCUGUUCGGCGCGUUGUGGUUCAUGAUCCUAUUCGGGUUCGUGGCUAUGUUCAUCCCGUUCAACAGCACCAUUGAGAUCAUCUAUGGUGUGCUUGGCGCGCUUAUCUUCUCGGGUUAUAUUCUCGUCGAUACGCAGCUAGUUAUGCGACACUAUCAUGUCGAGGAGGAGAUCGCUGCUUCGAUCUCGCUUUAUCUCGAUGUGCUUAACUUGUUCAUGUCCAUUCUGCGGAUUCUGAACGGUGCUAACAACAAUAAUUAA